AUUCAUCUUCCCACGCUUUUCAUCUCUGUUAACCGUAAAGAGAGUUUGGGAAUAAAGUCGAAAAUAUCUGAUUUUAUUGACCAUGCCUGAUUUGAGUGACCAAGCCGAAAAGGGCGAGGUUCAGGAAGGCCCGAGCAACAGCUCUGUGUCUUCCCCGGCCUCAAACGCGCGCAAACGAUGGUUUAUCGCAGUCGCCACGCUUUUGGCCCUGACAGGUGUUAUUCUCGCCAUUGCCAUCCCAGUCUCGCGCAAAAACGACCACGAAAAGGUCUCCAUUGCAUCAGACGAAGACUCGAACAUGGAUGGAACCGUACAGCAAACUGCGAAGGCAACUGCCGACAUAAGUGGAUACUUCAACAGCUCAUUUUCUCUUUUUGGUGAAGACAUAACGAACGGAUACAUUUCCCCCGAUGAAUUUAAAUCGGACCUGCGUAACGUCGCACGAUUUUUACUAGAUAGUGUGGUGAAGCGCAAUCUCGGCUCUGAGGUUAACAAUGCUGCAGGUGGGGACCUUGAAGUUGAGCCCGGCGUAGGUGUUGCCGCUGAAGGAAGCAACUCAGAUAUGCGCGCUCCCGAUGUCGGAGAUAACGUGAACGACUUUGGAACAAACAACCAGGAAGAUAGCGUCGAAGAAGGCGACAUCAUCGUAUCCAACGGUAGACACGUGUUUGCAGUAUACGGUGAUCGCGUCGUGAUUUGGGAUGCAACCACUGGCGACAUGUUGUCUGAUAUCAAGAUGCCCACCUUUGAUGAAUCUCUAAAUAGCACGAAAGGAAGCGCGGCUGCUACAUCUCGUUCGGAUAUCGAUUUUUUCUACAGCGGGCCGUUCAUCAAUGAUCUUCUAUUAGAUGGAGACAGACUCGUGGUAGUAGUCGGUGGAUAUGGUAAUGCUAUGCGAGCAGCUCCUGGUGCUGAACAGCCCAUUUUAUACGACUACAACGGAGCCCGCAUAGUGAUUUAUGACAUUUCCGCGCUCGACAGUACUGGAACAAUUACUCAGCUCUUCUCAGAAGACAUAAACGGAAGUUAUAACUCAAUGCGAGCCAUCGGAAGCAAUCUUCACAUUGUUACUAUGUCGGGAUUAGACACAUACACUCAUUUGGUCGCGCCUUUUGAACGCUGGAACUACCCAAAUGUAACUGACGAAGAAUACAUCGCGCAAGUCCAGGAAGCUGCAGAAGGCAAGGUCAUUACAAAGUUCGUCGAGCAACUGGCCAGUGAACUAACCUUUCACGGAAAGCUUCCUGAUUUUGCUCGGAUUAGUCUCAUGCAAGAAGAAUUUUCGGGUGGUGCGCAUGAGAGGGUAACGUAUUCUGACGGUGUAGCGAACUCUGUCGUUCAAGUCUUCUCUCUUGACUUGGCUCAGGAUUUUUCAAUACUUGGAAUUGGGGAGACGCCCUUUAGCGUGUCGGGUGCUUUCCUUGCCCCUUAUUAUGGCGAAGUUUACGCGGCAAAUGGCAUGUUGAUCAUUGCGAGCAAUGGAUGGGGAUACAACAGCGAAAAUGGAAUUUCUGAGGACUACACGUACAUUUUAGCAAUGGCUCUCAGCGGCCCUUCUUCGACUCCCCACUCUGUCGGUACCGUGAAAGGAUACUUUCUCAAUAAGAAUUCAAUUGAUGUUGUCGGUAACGUGCUCCGAAUCGCAACAACAAUUCAAAACAGGUGGCGUUGGCUGAUGCCUGAGCCUCUGAUUCCUAUCGACGGCGAUGGAACGGACGGAAACGGAACCUUGUCUCGGCCGGCCGUCAUGCCUGAGCCAGUCCAAGAUGAGCCUUCCACUGAAAACUACAUUAUUAUGUUGCAAAUGCCGGGUGUAGAUGGCACAGACCCAGGUACGAUGCAGGAGCUUUCUCGGCUUCAGCUUGGAAAAAUUAACGAGGUCUUUACAGCCGUCCGCUUCUUUGACAAUAUCGCCUAUGCCGUGACAUUUGAAAGAACGGAUCCGUUUUAUGUCCUCGACCUAAAUGACCCAUCCAAUCCCGAAAUUCUCGCCGAGUACAAUAUCACCGGCUUCUCUAGUUACUUGCACUCCAUGAACACCGAUAACAGUCUUAUCUUGGCUAUUGGAGAGGAGGCCGACGGGGAUGGAAUGCCCAUUGGUCUUCAGAUCACAGUCUUUGACGUUCUGGAUCCUCGCAAUCCAGUUGCUGUCCAACGCCACCUUAUUGAGAACGAUCCAGAUACUUACUCGAGCACUGAUGGUGCAUGGCAAUUCAAAGCCGUUCGAUAUGAAAAGACAUCUCAACGUCUCAUUAUUCCUGUGAACAUCAACAACUGGAAUGAUCCGACCUCGAACUAUAAUGGGUUCAUUGCAUACUAUGUCAGUGCUACUUUGAUCGAAGAAAGUUGCCGCAUUGAGCACGAUGCAGGCUACGAUGUCUUUAUCGAUCCUAUCUUCGUCGAUCCGGAUUCCAAUGAGACCGCUGUCGAAAACGAAACGCUUGUUGGUCCAGCUGAUACUAUCGACGUUGCCCCUUCGGAUUGUGUUUACUGUGCCUCACUCCAGCCUCGAUCAAUGAUCUUCAACGGAAACGUUAUGACAAGCAGUGGCCACUUUAUCCGUAGUACAGACUUGAACACAUGCGAGCAAGCUUGGAAAUUGGAUAUCGCCGAGGGCGAGUCAAACUGCUGCGGUGCCUGGUUCUAGAGAAAUAUUCCUCACGCAAAAGUUACGGCAUAAAAUGCCUUCAUAAAACGUAUGCAUAAUUAGCAAAGAUCGAUGUCAUCU
Messenger RNA from Phaeodactylum tricornutum CCAP 1055/1, 2728 nucleotides. RefSeq lists its product with no specific name. The coding region runs from base 83 to 2647 and encodes 854 amino acids. Lineage: Eukaryota; Bacillariophyta; Bacillariophyceae; Surirellales; Neidiaceae. The record is from RefSeq and is a predicted model, not a curated record. The transcript is spliced from 3 exons.